Messenger RNA from Marasmius oreades (fairy-ring Marasmius), 348 nucleotides. RefSeq lists its product as uncharacterized. Gene Ontology annotation, molecular function: structural constituent of ribosome; RNA binding. NCBI's taxonomy places the organism in Eukaryota, Fungi, Basidiomycota, Agaricomycetes, Agaricales, Marasmiaceae. The coding region runs from base 1 to 348 and encodes 115 amino acids. The record is from RefSeq and is a predicted model, not a curated record. Gene Ontology annotation, cellular component: cytosolic large ribosomal subunit. The transcript is spliced from 3 exons.
AUGGCCCCCACCAAAAAAUCCAAGGCUGCUAAAAACACCGAAUCCAUUGCAGCCAGGCUCGCACUUGUUGUCAAGUCCGGAAAAUACACCCUCGGAUACAAAUCUGCACUCAAGCAGAUGAGGAACGGAAAAGCCAAGCUCGUGCUGAUUGCUGGCAACUGCCCUCCACUCCGCAAGUCGGAACUUGAGUACUAUGCCAUGCUUUCAAAAACUCAAGUACACCACUUUGCUGGAACCAACGUGGCUUUGGGUACCGCUGCCGGAAAACUAUUUCGUGUUGGUGUGAUGACUGUUUCUGACCAGGGAGACUCUGAUCUUCUCAAUUUUGCUGAGGGAAACAGCUCAUAG